This is a messenger RNA of Drosophila miranda, 1211 nucleotides long. RefSeq lists its product as uncharacterized. The record is from RefSeq and is a predicted model, not a curated record. The transcript is spliced from 2 exons. Bases 139 to 1098 code for a protein of 319 amino acids. Lineage: Eukaryota; Metazoa; Arthropoda; Insecta; Diptera; Drosophilidae. Gene Ontology annotation, molecular function: DNA binding.
AAGGGUCAGACCGUAUAUGUUAUCGCGAACUAGAAAAGUCUGUACCAAAACAAUUUUUUGUUCAAAAGAACCUAAUUUUAAUUCAAAAAUUCGGUAAUUAAACGGAUCGGUACACUCAGACAAGUUUUGAAUGUAACUAUGGUUGGCAAAAACUUCAAGGCCCUCUCGCACUUCCAUUGCCUCUCCGAAUACAUAGUACAGUGCAAGCACUGCGACAAAACACUCUCCUCCAAACACACUUCAUCGAAUCUGACGCGCCACCUAAUAAGGAACCACAAGCUACUGGCUCGACAGAUUUUUGCGGGCGAAGAAGGCAAGAUGCUGGCUGAGCUAAAGGACGAGUUGGAGGCGGCGGCCUCGGCCUCUGAAGACAUGCACAUGAUGGACGAUGGCGACGGCGACGGCGAGGGAGAGGGGGACGGCGAAGGCGAGACCAAGAGUGCUGUUCGCACUAUUAUGAGCGUUCAGCAGCAGCUGGAUCGACAGAGCCAGGAAGCGGAGAUGCGGAACAAAGUAAUUGGCAAGAACAACAAGCUGUGGGCGCACUUUGUGCGUAUUUCGGAGUUUAUGGCCAAAUGCAAGCACUGUGGGAAGAUAUUAUCCUCCAAACACUCGUCGUCCAACUUGAUGCGUCACAUCGUGCGCCGCCAUCACAAUCUCUCGAAGACCUUAGACCACUCUCAUCAUCACUUGAUGGUGCCCAAAAAAGAGAUCGUGUGCAACGUUGAGAGCAGGCAGAUGGCGGAUCCACUGGAGAAAGUCAACUUCGAUGAUGUAGAUAGCAUUAUUGAGAAGGUGACGGAUCAUUUGGAGGACGAGGUAACUUCGAUUUCGCUGCAGGAACCCUUUUACGAGUACGUCGUCGACAACACCGAAGACGUUGGGGAUAAGCAUGAUUAUCCCGAAUCGAGCGACAUGCACCACAUAGUCCGAGCGGACUCCGCCUCGCUUUCGGAGACCACCACGAAAAUGGACGAGAAGCUCAAAGCUGAGACAAUAUACUUUAAUGAGAUGGCCGAAUUGGCCAGAUCCAAGCGGAGACUAAUCGACCUGCAGGCCAAGAAGCUCCUCCUCGAUAUGAACGUUCUGGAAAACUAACAACACAACGGCACACAGGCGGAUACGUUUAUUUUAAUACGUAUAUAUAUUAUGUAGAUGAAAUGGAUGGGCGAUAUGAUUAAGUAUGUAACAAAUUAUAAUUUAAACAAUAA